Molecule: messenger RNA, 3400 nt
Organism: Lutzomyia longipalpis
Lineage: Eukaryota; Metazoa; Arthropoda; Insecta; Diptera; Psychodidae
Product: band 7 protein AGAP004871
Exons: 7
Coding region: 244-1185 (313 amino acids)
Cellular component (GO): plasma membrane
Source: RefSeq, a predicted model, not a curated record
AGCCCGCCGUCACCACCACCCCAAAAGUUCCCGCGUGGAAGCUCAACAGCUUCCUUCCAGGAGUGUGGAGUUCCGUCGUGUCUGUUUAGUUGCCAUCCGUUCACCUUCCGGGACAGUCAAGUGUGCUCCUGAGUUGUACGAAGGGCAAAUUAGAGGCGAAAUCUUCUCAAGUGCGGUGGUGGGUUCUCACUGUGUGCGUCUCAAGAGUGCUUUUCGUGUGUGUGAAAGUGGUGAAGGUGUUUGAUGGCACCUACGAUGCAGGCGCCACCACCAAUUAAAGCACCUCCAGAGCAGGGUGGCUCCACAAGACGUCCCGAAACUGGCGCCUCAGGCUCCUCCAUGUACACUCAUGUAGCCGAAGACGAUGGAAAUGGCGAAGGAUCAACGUGUGGACGCGUCCUGAUCCUCCUGUCGUGGCUCCUUGUCAUCGUUACGAUGCCCUUCAGCCUCCUGGUGUGCUUCAAGGUGGUCCAGGAGUACGAGAGGGCUGUUAUUUUCCGUCUUGGGCGUCUCAUGCAGGGCGGCGCAAAGGGACCAGGUAUCUUCUUCAUUCUCCCCUGCAUCGAUGCCUAUGCCCGUGUCGACCUCAGGACACGAACGUACGACGUUCCGCCGCAGGAGGUCCUAACAAAGGAUAGUGUGACUGUAUCCGUUGAUGCCGUGGUUUACUAUCGAGUCUCAAAUGCAACGGUGUCAAUUGCAAAUGUGGAGAAUGCCCAUCAUUCCACGAGACUUCUGGCACAGACAACACUGAGGAAUACAAUGGGAACGCGACAUCUGCAUGAGAUCCUCAGCGAGCGCAUGACAAUCUCAGGGACGAUGCAGUCUUCUCUGGACGAGGCCACAGAUGCAUGGGGUAUUAAAGUGGAGCGUGUUGAGAUAAAGGACGUUCGUUUGCCAAUUCAGCUGCAACGCGCCAUGGCGGCGGAAGCGGAAGCCGCCCGGGAGGCUCGUGCCAAAGUUAUUGCGGCUGAGGGUGAACAGAAGGCAUCUCGAGCCCUUAGGGAGGCCUCAGAGGUCAUAGGAGACUCCCCAGCAGCUCUUACUCUGCGCUAUUUGCAGACCCUCAACACAAUUUCAGCGGAGAAGAAUUCAACCAUUGUAUUCCCAAUUCCCAUCGAUCUCUUCAAGUCAAUGAUCCCCAACAAUCAGGCGCCAAUAAAACACCCAGAUAUGUCCCUCUAAGUUCCCCAGAAAGUUGUCUAAAAUUUAAAUUAAUUUAAAAAAAAAACGGGCUCUGUGUUAAGCAAUCACUGAGAAUUUCCCUCAAAGACUUCUUCGAAUUUUUAUUUUCUUUUUUUGCAAGGAAUCUGCCAGACAUUUGCAAAUUUUCAUGGGAGGGGUGAAAGGAAAAAUGGAUUUUUUCUUCUCAAAUAUGUGUGUUAAUCAAGCGGUUUCUGAACCUUUUGUGAAAGUAUUGGAAAAUUCAGAAAAAAAGAGAAAUGGAAUGUAAUUUUAAAGAAUAUAAAUGUUGUUGCGUCUCACUUUAUCAAAAUGCAGAGGAGUUUAUUCAUUUUUAAAGGGUUUCUUAAGGCGAAUUUUUCACAAAUUUGCCCCUUCACUGUUCAGCGAAAGGUUCAAUGAUUGCUUUAACAAUGAAUAAACUCCUUUUUCUUUCGAAAUGCAUGUGAAAAUUUAAAAGAAAAAAAACUUCAUCAUCAUGGGAGGAAAAAGUAAAAAAACAAAUCUUAAUGAAAUGAAUUUUAAAUGAGAAUUUUUUAAAUAAAAAAAAACUGUUGAUUCAACAGGUAACGAAACAAUGAACUAAAAAAAGGAAUAAACAAAUUGUGAAUAAAAACCGUAAGAAUUAAAAACCAAAAACCUUAACAAAAAUACGCUUAAAAAAUGAAGAAAAAGAAUGAUCGUGAAGGAACAUGCAAAGAAAAACUCACUGAAAAAUGGUUCUAUUUACAAAAAGAAAAUGUGACUAAAAUAUUAUUAAAUUAUAAUAUUAAAAAGAAAAAAACAUAAAACCUAUUGUAUGGAUAAAACAAAUGAUAAAUAGGAUGAUUUUAUAAAACGUAUUAUAUAUAUUUAGCAAAACUUUGAAUGUAUAAAUUAAAUUAUAAAAGAAAAGAAAAAGAAUUAAUUGGAGGGAAAAAAAUUAAUUCACGAUUAUUAUGUGACAUUGCACGAGAUAUUAAUCAAUUUUACUAACAUUAUUAUUAUAUUGAAAAAAGAAAUUAAAUUAUUAUAUACCUCUCGAUGGAGAUUAACGAAUUAAUUCUUAAUGUGGUUUUUUUCAUUAUUCCUAAAUGUUUAUAUCGUCUCAAUUGUAAUAACUACAUGUCGAUGAAUAAAAAAAGGAAUUUAAUGUGAAUUUCGUGAAUAUUUAAUGCUCAGUAGAGCAUGCAGAAUUUUUGCCCUACGAAGCUCACGCAGAAAUGAGCAAAAAUGGGCACACAAAUUAUUUUCAGUAUGUUGUAUACUAAAUUAUGCAAAAGGGUUUGAAAGUUUCAUGAAAAGUUACGUGAAUUUUUCCACAAAGACAAAUUUAAAGAGAAUUGAAUUAAGAUGAUUUUUUUCACUUUUAGAAGCUGAUAAAAUUUUGUUUUUGAAUUAAUUCAUUUAAAGAAUAUUAAAUAAAUUCUAAAUAUUACAAAAAAAAAUCACUCUUGUGCAGGUUAACAUUUAUAAUUUAUUUCGAUUUACAUUACACCUAAAAUCAAAUCUAGGUUAUUUUGUCUGUAAUCUUUAAAAAAACCUUUGAUGAAUAGAUUUUUUUACAGAAUAGAAAUCCAUAAAAAACUCUACUUUUGAAAAAGUAAAGAAAACUCUGAAAAAAAAAAUUGAAAUUUAUAAAAACUUUGACUUUAAAAAAUAAGAAAAAACACAACAAGGUAUUGAAAACAAAAAUUAUCUUUUUAUUUCUCAAAUUUUCUAACCUAUAAAUUUCAACAACAAAUACUUUUCACAAAAAAAAUUCAUUUAAAAAAAACCUAAAUGAAAAAUUUUUAAAGUCUUCUGAGCAAAUUACAAAAUCAAAUCAACAAACUUAUUUUAAAAUAGAAAAAAAACAAUUUUUCAUCGCAUAUGAGUUUUUCAUGAAACUUUAAACCCUUGCGGCAGGUAUAUUAUCUCAAAUAGCUGAAUUAUUACAUAAUUUUCCUGUAGUGGUGUCACGUCGAAAUUCAACCUCGAACACCGCUCAAAAUCACGUUUUUAAUGAAUGAAUCGCAAAAAAAUAAUAUUAUUUGAUGUUUAAAAAAAACUCAAUGAAUUUUGGAUUAAUAAUUUCUUUAUGUAAAAAAAAAAAAAGAAUUGCAGACUUUGGUAACAAGAACUUUAUGGUUGUUUAGCGAAAAAGGACGUCCUUACUUAUGAAUUGAAUUAAUUGAGAUUUAAUGGGGGUAUUGGCGGACUUUAAGUCUUAAGCAAAAAAAUAAAAAAAAAAAGAAAA